AUGCAAGCGAAAUUCCGCGAGAUCAAGACGAUUUACACAAUCGUCGAUGGUUAUCUGGAAAUCCUUUUCAAGAAUGAUCCGGUUCCAUCGCAUGAUCCAAAUCAAAGGAACUUCUUUAGACCUUAUACACGAACACAAAUAGCGAAUGUGUUUAGGAUUAUGGGCUGUCAGAUGCCACUUGAUGCUUCAUUGAGUGACUGGAUCUUUUCUUUCCUUGAAAGGAGCACAGAUGAACAAGCACAAGAAUUAUUACAUACCGAAAAGAAAAUUUUUCAAGACAAACGCUCGUGUUCUCAUCAAUUUAUAAUUCUCACGCGAAAUGAAUUCCAUCGUCUCGUAUGUGCAUCGCUCUAUGUCCAUCAAUUUAGGAAAAUUCGAUAUUCUGUUGAUUUCCGUCUUGCAUUGGACUUCAUUGAGGAGCGAAGAUUCUUCAUUAUUCUCCUCUCUGGUGCCCCUGGUACAGGAAAAUCUACGAUUGCUUCACUCCUUGCGAGCCGUAUGUCUGUAUCUCAUAUUAUUUCAACAGAUUCAAUUCGUCAUGCAAUGCGCACGAUAUAUCCUAAAGACAAGUAUCCGAUUUUACACUAUUCAACCUACGAAUGCGGUGAUAUUGUUGAUCCGGAACAUAAAUUACCGGAAGAAGAGAGAGUAUGUAUCUUUUUAAUGCCAUUGGAAGCAAUACGUUUCCUUUGGCAGUUUAUUUUUAACUUACUAACACGCAGUGCAUUAAAGGUUACAAUGCUCAGUCAGAUUUAG
This is a messenger RNA of Trichomonas vaginalis G3, 756 nucleotides long. RefSeq lists its product as uncharacterized. Lineage: Eukaryota; Parabasalia; Trichomonadida; Trichomonadidae. The transcript has a single exon. The record is from RefSeq and is a predicted model, not a curated record. Bases 1 to 756 code for a protein of 251 amino acids.